Balearica regulorum gibbericeps (East African grey crowned-crane) is the source of this 1057-nucleotide messenger RNA. The record is from RefSeq and is a predicted model, not a curated record. NCBI's taxonomy places the organism in Eukaryota, Metazoa, Chordata, Aves, Gruiformes, Gruidae.
ACACGCUUCCCCUCUCCCUCCCCCUCCUCAAGGCCGAAAAGGCAAGCCAAACCUGCAGCCGACGAAGGCUUUUGGGAUUGUAGCGUGUGCACCUUCAGGAACAGCGCCGAAGCCUUCAAAUGCAGCAUCUGCGAUGUCAGGAAAGGCACUUCCACGAGAAAACCUAGAAUAAACUCUCAGUUGGUGGCACAACAAGUUGCCCAGCAAUAUGCAACCCCACCGCCACCUAAGAAGGAGAAGAAGGAGAAAGCGGAAAAACAAGACAAAGAAAAACCUGACAAAGAGAAGGAAAUUAGUCCAAGUGUUACAAAGAAGAACGCUAACAAGAAGACUAAACCAAAGUCAGAUAUUGUGAAAGAUCCUCCUAGCGAAGCGAACAGUAUACAGUCUGGGAAUACUACAACAAAGACCAGCGAUUCAAAUCACACUUCAAGACCCAGACUGAAAAAUGUGGACAGAAGUACUGCGCAGCAGCUGGCAGUCACAGUGGGAAAUGUCACAGUAAUUAUCACAGACUUUAAAGAAAAGACUCGCUCCUCUUCCACGUCAUCUUCUACAGUGACCUCCAGUGCAGGAUCAGAACAACAGAAUCAGAGCAGCUCGGGCUCUGAGAGCACAGACAAGGGCUCGUCCCGUUCCUCCACGCCAAAGGGGGACAUGUCGGCAGUCAACGACGAAUCUUUCUGAAAAUUGCACAUGGAGUUGUGGAAACUAUGAAUCAGGGUAUGAAAUUCAAACACUCCACCUGCCCAUGCUGUUCAAAUCCUGGAGAGCCUCUUCUGUGCUUGAACACACACUUUCUUGGACAUCGACCUCUUACUGAUGCAACCAGGAUAAUUUCUGCUUGCCGUGGGCAUCUGGCCACCAAGGAAUUUCUUGCCCUAACGAUUACUCUUGACACUUUUAUGUAUUCCAUUGUUUUAUAUGAUUUUCCUAACAAUCAUUUAUAAUUGGAUGUGCUCCUGAAUCUACUUUUUUAUAAUAUCUGCUGUGCACAAUUUUCCAUGAACAUUACAACUUUUUGUUUUGGGGUAGGGAGCGGGUGGGGAGGGAAGGG